AUGGAGGUGAAGAGCUUCACAGUUUGGGAUUAUGUUGUAUUUGCAGCUCUCUUUGUCAUUUCCUCUGGAAUUGGGGUGUUCUUUGCUAUUAAGGAGAGGAAAAAGGCAACUUCAAGGGAGUUCCUGGUCGGGGGAAGGCAAAUGAGCUUUGGCCCUGUAGCGUUGUCUCUCACAGCCAGCUUCAUGUCAGCUGUCACUGUCCUGGGGGCCCCCUCCGAGGUGUACCGCUUUGGGGCGUCCUUCGUGCUCUUCUUUAUCGCGUAUGCACUUGUCAUCAUCCUCACGUCAGAACUCUUUGUCCCCGUGUUCUACAGAUCUGGCAUCACCAGCACUUACGAGGUAAGACAACUCUUCUCUUUUUCUUCACUUUGGAAAGAGUUGCUAUUUUCUCUCCACUUGGACAUUUUUUCCCCCUCUCUCUAAUAAUAUACAUUAAUUGGAGGACUUGCAGCCUUCCUUUCUGAGAACUCACAUCUAUUCUCUCCAUUUCAGGGAGGAUUAAAAGCAGUUGUGUGGACAGAUACAUUUCAGAUGGUUGUCAUGAUUGUGGGAUUUUUAACGGUUCUCAUUCAAGGAUCAGCUCAUGCUGGAGGAUUACACAAUGUCAUAGAACAAUCAACAAAUGGAUCUCGACUAAAUAUAUUUGACUUUGAUGUAGAUCCUCUCAGGCGGCACACUUUUUGGACAAUCUCGGUGGGAGGAACUUUUACAUGGCUCGGGAUCUAUGGAGUUAAUCAGUCCACCAUACAGCGAUGCAUCUCUUGCAAAACAGAAAAACAUGCAAAACUAGCCUUGUAUUUUAACUUGUUGGGUCUCUGGAUCAUUCUGGUGUGUGCUGUCUUCUCUGGCUUAAUCAUGUACUCCCACUUCAGAGAUUGUGACCCUUGGACUUCUGGCAUUAUCUCAGCACCAGACCAGCUGAUGCCAUACUUCGUCAUGGAGAUAUUUUCCACGAUGCCAGGACUGCCUGGACUCUUCGUGGCUUGUGCCUUCAGCGGAACUCUGAGGUUAGUAUAUCGACAACUCUCCGCUCUGACGACGUGGAGGUUGAUGACAGUGGUGAUGGCAAAGCUGGUAGGCAGAGUUCUCCUUAUUCAUGAAGCGGUUCAGAAUCAGGGUCUCUUGUUUGGCGUGCUGUGUACCUCCAUGGCUGUGGCUGCAUCCCUCAUGGGAGGCGUCGUGCAGGUAAUGAAAGAGAAAAAAGACACCUUUGAUUUCAGAGCAGCUCUUUACCCACUUUCUUUGCUAAUGCUUUGCCUGUUCCUCCAAGCACCAUAUGCUGAGACUCCCAGAUACCGGGUCCGAAUUAAACAUACAUGUAAAGUUUCAACUGAAAUUACUUUCAGAAGGAAAAACUAUUAA
Molecule: messenger RNA, 1362 nt
Organism: Leptonychotes weddellii (Weddell seal)
Lineage: Eukaryota; Metazoa; Chordata; Mammalia; Carnivora; Phocidae
Source: RefSeq, a predicted model, not a curated record